This is a messenger RNA of Protopolystoma xenopodis, 519 nucleotides long. The record is from the annotation of a GenBank genome assembly. Lineage: Eukaryota; Metazoa; Platyhelminthes; Monogenea; Polystomatidea; Polystomatidae.
AUGAUAUAUGCUAAACAUUUUCCAGACGUGGAGUCUGGCAAGCCACUGGCCUCAAAUUUGGUCCAGUACAGCUGGGAGAUCGAUGACGCGAUUUCUGAGCCAGCAAGCUUGUUUGGCAGUCAAUUCGCCGAUGAGGUAUCUGAGUCUGAAGUUGUCACUGCUACAGGCGACUCCGAAGCCGUCUCCUCUUCACUGUCACAGCUUCAACUGCUUGGACUUCGUGCAGGCACUUGGAGACGCGGUCGUUGCCUUGCCAACCUCAUUCUGGCUCGCCCAUCGAUAGUGGGACAGCAAGGCAUUAGCGAGAGGCGUACAGUUCACUCACUUUAUUUCACCUCAAGAAUCCGCCAGGAUGCUGAGGCAUCGGAACCACAGCCAGGCCUCCCAAUCACCGUUAAUGGCAUCACUUUUGAUCCCUUCGUCCGAAUCAAAGUUGAUGGAGUCGACACCAACAAUGAUACUGUCGGCCUGAAAAUCGGAGGUAGCAAGACUCUCACUUGUCAUUCAAUUGGUACGUAA